Molecule: messenger RNA, 2238 nt
Organism: Engraulis encrasicolus (European anchovy)
Lineage: Eukaryota; Metazoa; Chordata; Actinopteri; Clupeiformes; Engraulidae
Gene: hepacam2
Product: HEPACAM family member 2
Exons: 9
Coding region: 182-1570 (462 amino acids)
Source: RefSeq, a predicted model, not a curated record
GAGAGGGCAGGGCAGGACUCCAGACCAAGACAACAGAACCCAGCAGGGGACACAUCCAAACUCCUGCAGAAACACACUGCGCCAGCCCAGGCCCAAAGCCCCAGGACAGGACAGGACCCAGGGGGACAAGACACAGACAACCCAGGAGGGGAUAUUCACUCACAGGGACCCAGACCCAGCCAUGAGGCCCGUGUGGAGCCCUGUAUCGCUGCUCAUCCUCUUCAUCAUCUUCAUCCUGUCUGGUAUCAGCUUGGUGUCGUCAUCUGUGCCGACCCGGGUCCGUGUCCUCCACGGCAUCAAGGGUCUUCCCCUCACGCUCCCCGUCAGUAAAGCCCUCCCCGCGGCAUGGGCCCGGUACCGGUACCAGGGCAGCUGGGUCAAGACCCAGUCGGACCACCCGCACCUGGUGACCUUCCAGAAGGGCAACGUCAUCCCCAGCAGCCUGCACGAGGACCGCAUCUCGCUCGACCCCGCCGACCUCUCGCUCCGCAUCCACGCCCUGAACACGAGAGACGAGGGGGAGUACAUGCUGGAGUUGAACUUCCAAGAAGCCGAGCACAAGCGGAAGUGGAUUCACAAGAAGGAGAAGGUCUUUGUCACAGUGGAUGUGCCCGUAUCAGCACCAGUCAUUGGCAAGAGCCCAUCAUACGAGCUUGUCGAGGACAGGGACAACGUCACGUGGACCUGCUCGGUCACAAACGGAACCCGAGUCCGGUACCAGUGGCUGAAGGACAACGUUCCCAUCGCGGCCAGCGAGAGACACGUGUUCUCCUCCACCAACAACACGCUGACCAUUAGCCCCGUGCGCAAGGAGGACAUUGGUCUCUACAGCUGCAGGGUCCGAAACCACGUCAGCAACGGUAGCAGUCACAGUGUGGAGCUCAACGUCUACUAUGGCCCAUACAACCUGGUCAUCCGAUCCCACCAGGGCCCGGAGAACCACGGCGUGUUUCUGGUGGAUCCUGACGAGCUGGUGCUGCUGGACUGCCUGGCCGACUCCAACCCGCCCAACAGCUGCGAGUGGAUCUCCAAGAUCGGCAACCGGACGCAGGUGGUCAUGGUGGGCCCGCGGCUGCAGGUCACCUCGUACGAGCUGGCCCGGGCCAACAGCUUCGUGGUGCGCGCCAUCAACAACGUCACGCAGAAGGAGGACGAGACGCAGUUCACCCUCGUCUUCACCCCCGGCUCAGGAAAGGAGGCGUCUACUCAGAAGGGCGGCCUCCUGUCACCUCUGUCCGUCAUCUGCCUGUGCUCCCUGCUGAUCAUCAGCGUGUGUGUGAUGGUCAUGUUCAGAAGGGCCUGCCACCCACGCCAAGUGAUCAUCACGAUGAAAGACACACUCUCCAAGAGGCCGAUUACAGAACAAAAGCGGCCCCACCGUUCAGGUUGUGAAGAUGUAACUGAAGACUUUGGGAUUUACGAGUUUGUUGCCAUACCAGGGAGAAUGGACUCCACGCAGACGUCAUGCAGGUCUCUGGCGCGCCCCGAGUCCACGCCGGACAUGGGCACCACAAUAUAUGAUGUCAUCAGACGCGUCCCGGAAACGCCCACCCUGAGCCUGUUGCCCUGAGCGGAUGUGGGGGACACCACGCGAUACAGAUUGUGCAAUGCAUUGUGGGACAAAGACGCCAGAUGACACUUCCCACACUUCAGUGGAAGUGAGUGUGCCACAUGUGUAACCGUGAAGCUGGACUUUGCUUGAACCUCUGGCGGUAUAUGUCUGAAGUUUGUCACAUGUGCCACGAUGGACCCUAUUACUGUCCCUUCCUUUUUACUCGAAGGACACUCAUUGAGGCUUGAUGACAACAUCCCUGUGAGACAGUUGUGGUGAUUUACGAGAAAAAAAAUGUGUCUGACUUAUUUCAGUGUUUCUUUAAACAAAUAUUUAUUUUGACAUGAUGAAGGGUUUUAUCAAACCAAUCUUUUUUUUUUAAAUCUUUAUCUGAACCUAUUUGACUUGAAUGUGAGCAGGAAUUAUGGAUGGAUGGAUGUAGGCCUGCCUGAGAUGUUCAAGUGCCAUUCUGACUGCAAGAGAGAAAUAGUGUGAAUCUCAUGAUUGCUUUUGUAACCAAAUGUGCCAAGAAUGGAGUCCAUUGACAGCAGACAUGCACUGAAUUCAUUCAAUUACGGUCUCCCUUGGUGAAAAAAACCCAUCUGCACUGGAUUAUGAUAGAGUUUGUAAAUAUUGCUGUCUCUAAAUCACACCCUUGUGUGAAUAAUAUAUACUCCUUUUAGAUA